CCUCUAUUCCACGCCGUCUAUCAACACAAGGCAGCAAUGGUGACAUUACUGAUCGGACACCCGAAAAUUGAUGUCAAUCGGAAAAAUGGGCAGUCGGGAGACACUGCAUUACAUCUCGCUGUGUUGUGCUGCUUGGAGGGGAUAGCAAGCAUUUUGCUUGAGCAUGAGCAGGUAGAUGUGAACUCGCGAGAUCGAGCAAAUCGAACGCCACUUCACAUAGCUGCGCAAUCGCGCAGUGCGGCGGUUGUUGAACUUCUGCUCAAGAACCACAAAAUUGAUUUAAAUGCUCUAGAUUUGAAUGCUCAAAGUCCGUUGGACUUAGCUCGAGAAUCUGAG
Molecule: messenger RNA, 336 nt
Organism: Aspergillus homomorphus CBS 101889
Lineage: Eukaryota; Fungi; Ascomycota; Eurotiomycetes; Eurotiales; Aspergillaceae
Product: ankyrin repeat domain-containing protein
Exons: 1
Cellular component (GO): cytoplasm
Molecular function (GO): protein binding
Source: RefSeq, a predicted model, not a curated record